Candoia aspera is the source of this 1373-nucleotide messenger RNA. It is a transcript of the gene HPD, whose product is annotated as 4-hydroxyphenylpyruvate dioxygenase. Gene Ontology annotation, biological process: L-tyrosine catabolic process. Gene Ontology annotation, molecular function: 4-hydroxyphenylpyruvate dioxygenase activity. The coding region runs from base 81 to 1262 and encodes 393 amino acids. Gene Ontology annotation, cellular component: Golgi membrane; endoplasmic reticulum membrane. The transcript has 14 exons. Lineage: Eukaryota; Metazoa; Chordata; Lepidosauria; Squamata; Candoiidae. The record is from RefSeq and is a predicted model, not a curated record.
AAAAUUCAAAAGAUUUCCACACAUUCUUUCUGCCUCUUUCCACCUUCUCACCAUCGCUUCUGCACCGAGGGACAAUCAAAAUGACAACUUAUUCCAAUAAAGGAGAAAAGCCGGCACGGGGCCAGUUCCUCCAUUUCCACUCCUUGACCUUCUGGGUUGGCAAUGCCAAGCAGGCUGCUUCGUUUUACUGCAACAAAAUGGGGUUUGAAGAACUGGCAUACAGAGGCUUGGAAACUGGAAGCCGAGAGGUGGCUUCACACGUAAUCAAACAGGAUAAGAUUAUAUUUGUUUUCUCUUCAGCUCUCAACCCUGGAAAUGAAGAAAUGGGAACGCACUUAAUACAGCAUGGAGAUGGGGUCAAAGAUAUUGCCUUUGAAGUAGAGGACUGUGAUUUCAUUGUGCAGAAAGCUCAAGAACGUGGGGCUCGGAUAGUGAGAGAGCCCUGGAUAGAAGAAGACAAGCACGGGAAAGUGAAAUUUGCAGUCGUUCAAACGUAUGGAGACACCACCCACACACUCAUAGAAAAGCAGAACUACAGAGGACUCUACUUGCCUGGGUUUGAAGCCCCUCUCUUUAAGGAUCCACUCUUAAAAAAAUUACCUCCUACAAAACUGAAUUUUAUCGACCACAUUGUGGGGAAUCAGCCUGACCAGGAAAUGCUACCAGUGGUAGAAUGGUACCAGAGAAAUCUCCAGUUUCACCGCUUCUGGUCUGUGGAUGACAAACAGCUGCACACCGAAUUCAGUGCUCUGCGGUCUGUUGUGAUGGCCAAUUAUGAAGAGACUAUCAAAAUGCCCAUUAACGAGCCAGCGAUAGGCAAGAAGAAAUCUCAGAUCCAGGAAUAUGUUGAAUAUUACGGAGGGCCCGGAGUCCAGCACAUUGCUCUGAAUACCUCUGACAUCAUUGCUUCAAUCACAAACUUGAAAGAACGUGGUAUGGAGUUCAUGUCCGUUCCAUCAACCUACUACCAGCAACUCCGGGAGCGGCUGAAGACAGCCAAGAUCAAAGUGAAGGAAAACAUUGAUGAAUUGGAGGAACUCAAAAUCUUAAUUGACUUUGAUGAGAAGGGAUACCUACUUCAGAUCUUCACCAAGCCCAUCCAGGACAGACCAACCGUCUUCCUUGAGGUCAUUCAGCGCUACAACCAUGAGGGAUUUGGCGCAGGAAACUUCAAAUCUUUAUUUGAAGCCAUUGAAGUCGAUCAAGACGCUCGGGGAAACCUCACCAUCCUGACCCCCAACGGAGAGUCCGAGUUUGUGUAACGUCCAUCAGCAAAAACGAAAUGUGCUGGGAAAAGAUUAGGCACUUGCCUUCCACCGAUACCUCUCCUUGUCUGGUCUUUUCCUUUUAGUCAAAUAAAAUACUGGGCUUCC